AUGCAGCAAAGUCUUGCCCGAAGUAGACCCACGCUUUUCUCUUCUCCCCAAUUUUCUUUCACGAGGCCGCUGGCGACUCAUCGCGACUACUUGACUCACAACACAGUCAACAACCGCUGCGCCCACCCCGCGCCUGCCACCACCCCGCCCUCGCGUCUCUACACACAAAGGCGCAUACCACGCGACUACGCCCCCCGCAACCUCGCCCCCAGAGUCACGACUCGCCCGUACAACGUGCGCACCUACAACGCCGUGUCCGACUCCCUCCAAUCCCUCGACGCGUCCGCGCGCCAAACCCUCAUCAUGGAAGACCUCACAAACACACUCAAGACACUCGGUCUCUCCACCGUCCCGCAAGAACCCAACACCUACCCCGCCCUCAACCCCUUCGACAUCUACCGCAGCCACAUCACCGAGCUCCUCGCGCCCAUCUCCGGCGUCGACAAGGCAGUCAUCUACCGCUCGCUCUCAUGGACGUCCAAGGCCGAGCACGGCGACCUGCAACUCGCGGUCCCUGCUCUGCGCCUGAAGAAGAAGCCCGACGAGAUGAAGGCGUUUACGCAGGAACUCGCGGACAAGUUCCCCGAGUCGCCGCUGGUCAAGAAGCCGCUGGUCACGAACACGAGUCUGGGCUUCUUUUUCAAUGCCGAGCCGCUGACGCAGCUGGUGCUGCCGAUGGUGCUCAAGUCGGGGGCCGAGUAUGGGUUUAAUAGGAAUUUGGGGCUGAGGAAUCCUGAGGAUCCGGCGCAGGGCAAGAAGAAGAUGAUUGUCGAGUUUAGCUCGCCGAAUAUUGCGAAGCCGUUUCAUGCGGGGCACUUGCGGAGUACCAUCAUUGGUGGCUUCCUCGCGAAUCUGUACGAGGGCGCGGGAUGGGACGUUGUAAGGAUGAACUAUCUGGGUGACUGGGGAAAGCAGUACGGUGUGUUGGCGAUUGGAUUUGACCUGUUUGGCAACGAGGAGGAGCUGGUCAAGAACCCCAUUGGCCAUCUGUACGACAUCUACGUCAAGGUCAGCACCAUCCAGCACGAGGAGGCCGAACAGGUCAAGGCGCUCAAGGCCGAGGCUGCAAAGCUGAAGGAAGAGGGCAAGGACGCAUCGGAGCAAGAAGCCAAGAUCACCAAGAUCGAGACCGAAGGCAUCGACGAGCAGGCGCGGAAAUACUUCAAGGGCAUGGUCGACGGCGAGCCCAAGGCCCUCGGCAUCUGGAAACGCUUCCGCGACCUCUCGAUUGAAAAGUACAAAGCCACAUAUGCGCGCCUGAACAUCCGGUACGACGACUACAGCGGCGAGUCACAGGUCAAGGACGAGAGCAUGGAGCUCGCCGCCAAGAUCAUGUGGGAAAAGAAGGUGUGCGAGGACUCCGAGGGCGCCGUGAUUGUCGACCUCACCAAGCACUCGAAGAAGCUGGGCAAGGCGGUCGUCAAGAAGAAGGACGGCACGUCGCUGUAUCUCACGAGGGAUAUUGGCGAGGCGAUCCAGCGUGUCGAGAAGUAUCACUUUGACCACAUGAUCUACGUCGUCGCCUCCCAACAAGACCUGCACCUCGCGCAACUCUUCAAAAUCGAAGAACUAAUGGGCCGCACCGACAUCUCCUCGCGCUGCACACACAUCAACUUCGGCAUGGUCCUCGGCAUGUCGACGCGCAAGGGAACCGCCAAAUUCCUCGACGACAUCCUGCGCGACGUCGGCGAGAAAAUGCACGACGUCAUGCGCUCCAACCAGGCCAAAUACGAACAAGUCGAGAACCCAGACCAAGUCGCCGAUACACUGGGCAUCAGCGCCGUCAUGGUCCAGGACAUGAAGGGUAAAAGGAUUAACAAUUACACGUUUGACAUGGACCGCAUGACGAGCUUCGAGGGGGAUACAGGCCCCUACCUACAAUACGCACACGCCCGUCUCUGCUCGAUAUACCGCAAAGCCCUCGCCGCGGACCCCAGUCUAGAGAAGGUCGACCUCGCCAGCGCAGACCUGAACUUACUCACAGAGCCGCACGCAAUCGACCUCGUGCGCCAACUCGCAUCUUGGCCCGACACGUUCCUCAACACCAUCAAGACGCAGGAGCCCACCACCGUGCUGACGUACCUGUUCAAGAUGGCGCACGCGCUCAGCUCGAGCUACGACCACUUGCAGGUGGUGGGCACCAAGGAGCGCGGCGUCAUGCUGGCGCGGCUGGCGCUGUAUGUGGCGGCGCGGCAGGUGUUGAGUAAUGGCAUGCGGGUGUUGGGGUUGAGUCCGGUGGAGAGGAUGUAG
Parastagonospora nodorum SN15 is the source of this 2250-nucleotide messenger RNA. RefSeq lists its product as hypothetical. The transcript is spliced from 2 exons. Lineage: Eukaryota; Fungi; Ascomycota; Dothideomycetes; Pleosporales; Phaeosphaeriaceae. The record is from RefSeq and is a predicted model, not a curated record. Bases 1 to 2250 code for a protein of 749 amino acids. Gene Ontology annotation, cellular component: cytoplasm; mitochondrion. Gene Ontology annotation, biological process: arginyl-tRNA aminoacylation; mitochondrial translation. Gene Ontology annotation, molecular function: ATP binding; arginine-tRNA ligase activity.